AUGCAGACGCUGCUCAAGCUUAUCGGAAAGGAGUCCCGAGACUUGCCCUAUCGCGUGACACGCACCAUUCCUCUUGAUGAUCCGGCGCAAGUCUGGACUGUUCACGAUGCUGUUUCGACUCGCGACGAGAACGCUCCCCCGGUAACGCUGUUUCGUUUCGAGCGGCGACGACACCACGGAAGCCGGGCGGACGUCUGCGAGCAUCUCGCGAGGGCAGGCGUACAGCGGCUUCGAACAGUGAGACAUCCGGAUAUUUUGCGGUUUGUUGACUCGUCGGAACUAUCAGCUGGCGCAGCUCAGAGCGAGUCUCUGCAACUGGUGACAGAAGCAGUUGUUCCGUUGCAGUUUGUGUUGCGUUCUGAUCCAAUUUCGCUGACCGCGGAGACGAUUGUAUGGGGUUUAUUUUGUAUAGCGAGAGCUCUGCACUUCAUUCAUACAGAAAUGAAGUCCGUUCACGGUCGGCUAUCGCCGGCUACGGUUUUCGUGACAGCGGGAGGCGACUGGAAACUCGGCGGCCUGGAAGUUCUCACCGAGUCGGCGCAGUGGCAACGCCUGAGCGAGGCGCGGCACUUUCAGUUCGCCAACUACUGGCCUCCAGAACUUCAUACGCCCGUCCCGCCUGCUACCGCGAUACCGACGCACGCGUUGGACGCAUGGGCUUUUGGAUGUCUCAUGUAUGAGCUUUUCUCGGGCGGCCAAUACCAAACAGUAGACGAUUUGCGUCGUAUCCAGGUCAUUCCAGAGAAGCUGCGUUCCGUUUAUUCGCUAUUUUUAGCGGCUGAUAGCGCGAAACGCGCAGCGCUCCAGUCGUUUCUCACACAAGAGCACAUUUUGCAGAUGCCGUUCGUGCGUCUCAAUCUAGCGCUCGACCGUCUGCAGCUGAGCGAGCACUGGGAAAAACGCAGCACCAUGGAGUCUUUACUAGAGUCACUAGACAAACUGCCGCCAUCGUUUUGUGUCUACAAGGCAGCACCACUGCUGCAGCAGGCCAUUGACUUGGGCGUUGCGGAUCCAGCUGCCAUACGCGUGGUGUUACGCAUUCAUCGUCGUUUCGAGAACCGACAAGGACCGGAAACACGUGCAUUCAUGGAAGCGGUUGCACGCUGGCUACGCGCCAGUCCGAUCGACGUCCGGAAUGAAGUUGCCCAGGCACUGGACUGGCUGGUCGAGCGUGCAGAUACGAGUCAGUUGAAUGAGAUUUUGUUUCCGGCGAUGGUGGCCAACUUGCCGCGCCAAAUCACGAUCCAAACAGGGACAGCGUCGACAACAUCGCAGAGCACGUCGGAUCCAAGAGCGGGGUCACCCAGCGCGAUGGAGCAGGUCGUACCGCUGGCUUUGCGGGACAUGGUACUCAAGACGAUCGCCCGGAUAGCUCCGCGUUUGAGCGAACGGAAUCGCAAUCACGUCCUGAUGAACCAUUUCGCCAAGUUACAGCUGGAUCCGGAACCGGCAAUACGAACGAAUACUACGAUUUGUUUGGGCAAGAUCGCGACCCUUUUGAGUGCGACGACGCAGAAGAAGGUGCUUGUUGCGGCGUUCACGCGAGCGAUGCGCGACUCAUUCCCGCCCGCGCGCGCUGCGGGCAUCGCAGCCCUAGAGGCGACCGCUGACCUCUACGCUCGGGAUGAUAUGGUGAGUCGAAUUCUGCCGGCGCUCUGUCAAGGACUCGGCGAUAAAGUCGCUGAUGUGCGCGAACAGGCGUUUCGCGUCACAGACGCCUACCUGCGGCGUUUACGCACCAUGCAUGAGCAGGAGAAAGAACGAGAGGAUCGCGAGCGCGUCGCCGAGAUUCAGCCUGGCACGAGCACGGCGAGCGCGCUCGGGGCCAGAGCCGCCGCAUCGAAAAGCGACCGCGCAGGAUCGUGGCAUUUCGCAUCGCUCGCAGCCUCGCUGGUCGACGUAUUCGAUGCUACGAAGCAAGAACACGCUGCGGGCACAUCGCUGAACCGGGCGAGCCAAGCGAAUCACGCCGAAGCGGACAGACGCUCCGCUGUUGCAGGUGCUGCUUUGAAACCCAGCGCGCUCAAUGCCGAAGACAACGCGCUACUGUCGAUCACGCGUGAGACGCAAGCCAGCUCCGCGACACCGAUGAGCGCACGCGAUCGAGGGACGCGGCCCGAGGCGCCUCCAAAUGCAGCGCGCCUCUCAGCGGAGCAGUUUGCCGCACCGAUCGCAUCGCCCAGUGCGGACACGCAUCGACCUGCGGCGCUGUCCAGUACAGCGGUGCACGCAUCGAUGUCCAGUUUGUCCAGAUCCACACGUGCGCCUUCGGCAUCGCUCUGGGAGGCGGCGCUGGCGGAGGAAUGCAUGCGCACUGCGGAAGCGGCACGUUGCCGCGAUGCGCCAGCGGCGAUGCGUACGCGCUCGAAUGCGGGCGCGCCUGCUGCUGCUGCUGCUGCUGGAGGCGCAGCAGUGCAGCAGCCGCAGGGACCUGCAACGGAGCCGCUGGCGUCGGUACCGGACGCGAACGACUGGGCGCUGGUGUUGAACAGCGCGGACGCACGGCGACGGCGAGCAGUCAAGCUGGGUGCCAUGCGGCGGUCGACGUCGUGA
Messenger RNA from Cyanidioschyzon merolae strain 10D, 2553 nucleotides. Its product is annotated as probable telomerase regulation-associated protein. Gene Ontology annotation, biological process: protein phosphorylation. Gene Ontology annotation, molecular function: protein kinase activity; ATP binding. The transcript has a single exon. Bases 1 to 2553 code for a protein of 850 amino acids. The record is from RefSeq and is a predicted model, not a curated record. Lineage: Eukaryota; Rhodophyta; Bangiophyceae; Cyanidiales; Cyanidiaceae.